CACCGAACUAAUUGUAGUCGCCAUUUUCUUUGGGAGUGAUUGGUGUUACGUAUUUGACUUUCUGAUUGUUUGUAUUUAAAACUCCCAAGAAUUCACCAUUGUAUAUGCGGACGUUCUACAAAUGGCUUGUCUGAUAACAUUAAAGCAAGAAAUUAAGACUUUAGAAUCAGUAUUUCCAAAAAACCACGAAAGAUUCCAAAUAGUGUCAGCCAGUGUGGAUGAAUUGAACUGUAGAUUCGUAGGCAAAAAUGGGAAGAAAUAUGAAAUUCAUGCGAAUAUUACUGAAACGUACCCCUCCACUCCACCAGUCUGGUUUGCAGAAUCAGAAGAAACAAGUGUAACUAAUGCUGUCCAAAUUCUUAGUAAUACUUCUGGCAGAGACAACCAUGUUCUGAACCAAGUGGGUAUUCUACUGCGAGAACUAUGUCGACUGCACUGUAUUCCAGAACCACCAGAUAUUGCACUGCUCACAAUGCCAGCUGUUGCUGGAUGUCGGCUUCCAGAUCGGUUGGAGGAAGAUCGAGAUAUGGAGGAGGAUGAUGAUGAUGAUGAAGAAGAAGGAGAGGAAGAUCUUCAUCUUGAAAUGGAUGAAGGAGAGGCAGUUGCCAAGAGCAAGGUGGAUGAAAUGGACACAGAACACCUGGCAACAUUGGAACGGCUAAGACAGAAUCAACGGCAAGAUUAUCUAAAAGGAUCUGUGUCUGGUUCUGUUCAAGCAACUGAUAGGCUCAUGAAAGAACUGAGGGAUAUUUACCGGUCUGAUAGCUUUAAGAAAGGGAUGUACAGUAUUGAUCUGGUGAAUGACAGCCUGUAUGAAUGGAACAUCAGACUGAUGAGUGUUGAUCCAGAUUCUCCUUUGCAUAAUGAUUUGGUACUGCUCAAAGAGAAGGAAGGAAAGGAUAGCAUCUUACUUAAUAUGACUUUUAAGGAAACGUAUCCUUUUGAGCCACCAUUUGUGCGUGUGGUCCAUCCAAUCAUCUCCGGAGGUUAUGUUCUAGUGGGUGGAGCUAUCUGCAUGGAACUGCUCACGAAACAGGGAUGGAGUUCAGCGUACACAGUAGAAGCUGUCAUCAUGCAAAUAGCUGCAACAUUAGUGAAAGGAAAGGCAAGGAUACAGUUUGGUGCCGCCAAGGUUUGUAACCAGGGUCAGUACAGCUUGGCCAGAGCACAGCAGUCAUUCAAAUCCCUAGUUCAGAUUCAUGAGAAAAAUGGUUGGUUCACUCCGCCCAAGGAAGAUGGUUAAAUCUAGUGUUCUUGAGACUUUCUUUAAGUUUUUAUUAUUUUUUAUAAAAACUGUUAAUAAUACUGAACCAAAAGCCUAGAGACUGAUAGGGUAAGUGCAAUCGUUAAAGCACAAAACCCAAAAUAAUAGUAUGUGGCUGUAAAUUGUUACAUGAUGUAUAUUGUGAGUGAGUGUUGAUUGGUUGACAUUAAUUUAUGAACAGGAGCAAGUCUGUAGCUUUGAGUGACAAACGAAUUGAUCGUGCAGACAAUUGUUUAAAUAUAUAAGCAGUGCAGUGAUUUAAGUGCAUGAAAAUAAACUGAUUUCUGGAAAAAGAAAACACGCUGCUUGUGUUGUAGCUUUUUUUAUGUAUGGGCAUUGUUGUCACUUAGGGCCUCCCACUUAAAUUUCCUGUUGAGGAAAAUGUAUAAAUGAGAUUGUGGUCUCUUUUCUUCCAUUUGUGUUCUGAAUUGUCUUAUAUUCAAUGUUUUAUGAUGAUUAAUGGUAGAUAGGAAAUUGUUAGUUUCUUAUUGUUUUAUGUUUGUUUAAAUUUUGUGAUUAUUUGUAAGGCAGCAGUGAUAAAUAUAAUGGACCUGAAUUGUUGAUAUGUGUACAGGAACUUCUGGCAUGUUACAAACAUUCCAUAAAGGAUUUGUGUGGCUGCAGAUUUGAUGUGCGGGGAAAGACUGGAAUAGUUAAGAUUAUGUUUUGCUGCUCUAUAUACCUUGGCUUUCAUUCUGGAGUAUAUAAUUUAUGAAUAAUUUCACAUUCUAAAUCUUAACCAACUUGCUAACACUGUGCUCAUAUUGUUUGAAAUGUAGUUGGAACUCACCUAUUCCAACUAAAAUCAUUUGUAACAUUUUUCUGUUACAAAAAAAACUAUCUUAUCCCCCCCCCCCCCUCAAUAAUCUUAAAAUUAAGCGUAAGAGUCCUUGAUACCAUGUAAACAAGUCUGAAACCACAAAAGGGUUUUUGGCUGGAGAAGUAAAUGGAGAUAGAUAUAUACUGUAAUACCGGCCUUGUCUAUAGCCAGGAGCUUGGAUGUUGAUGUUUCUAUAUAACAUUGUAGUCUCAGGUUAUCACUGUGCGAGUUCCUGGCAACCACUGUCUCACAGCUUACUUGCACAGUUUGAUUAUUGUGCAUCUGAGUGUACCAAACAAACUAAAUUUUCAGAAAUAGAGAAGGAGUUUUAUAUAAUUGCUAGUAUAUUCAGAAUUAUGUGUAUAAAAACCUGUAAAUAAUAUGUUUGGCUUCAGCCUAAUUUCAAUUAUAAUUUAGUUCCUAUUUUUUUUAUACUGGGUUGAGACAGUCGAAUGGAUCAUGUCACUGAAAAUGUUCAAGUAACCAUUAGUUACAAGUUGGUUUGAUAGAUUGACACAGGUUUGUAAAAAGAAGGGUUAAAUAAGAUAAGGUCUUAUUUCUUUAUUAGUUAUAAGGUAAUUUAGUUAGUCUUAACUUGUAUUUCGCUAAUGUAAAGAAAUUAAAUACUGUGUCUCAAAAUCUAGGAAUAAAUUAACAUUUGUAAA
Molecule: messenger RNA, 2749 nt
Organism: Cryptotermes secundus
Lineage: Eukaryota; Metazoa; Arthropoda; Insecta; Blattodea; Kalotermitidae
Product: ubiquitin-conjugating enzyme E2 Q1
Exons: 8
Coding region: 122-1243 (373 amino acids)
Biological process (GO): protein polyubiquitination
Cellular component (GO): nucleus
Molecular function (GO): ubiquitin conjugating enzyme activity
Source: RefSeq, a predicted model, not a curated record